This is a messenger RNA of Eurypyga helias (sunbittern), 748 nucleotides long. RefSeq names its product protection of telomeres protein 1-like. The transcript has 6 exons. Gene Ontology annotation, biological process: telomere capping; regulation of telomere maintenance via telomerase. Gene Ontology annotation, molecular function: telomerase inhibitor activity; G-rich strand telomeric DNA binding. The record is from RefSeq and is a predicted model, not a curated record. Gene Ontology annotation, cellular component: nuclear telomere cap complex. The annotation marks the transcript as partial. NCBI's taxonomy places the organism in Eukaryota, Metazoa, Chordata, Aves, Eurypygiformes, Eurypygidae.
ACAAGAAGUUCCAGAUCUGGAUGACUUCAGCGUUAUUUUACAAGGCUCUGCUGUUACUGACCCAAACCCAGAAUUACACAAUACAUCCUGGUAUGAUUCUGUAAUGUGGACUACACAAGACCAGAAACAAAGGAAAAUAGUUAUUCAUUUUGUAAAGCAUGACGAAAUGCUUCAACAGCCUGAAGAUGCCUUGCUUAUGAUAGAAGGUGGAACACUAAAAGAAGUUUUGAAGCUUACAAAAAGAUUUAAAUGUGUUAUUCCUGUGAGAUCCACAGAAGAUGAUCUUGAGUUAUUAGAUCUUUCAGCUCCUUUUCUUUUACAGGGGGACAUAAAAUAUUAUGGGUGCAAGCAGUGUUCAACGCCAAAGCCGAUCAAGAGUCUAGGUUCUGUUGCAGCAGAGCAGCGACCAUCGUGGGAGCCAGCUGAAAUAGCAGAAGCUUUAGGUAUUCAGAUUCUCCAGUAUGUUUUUAUUAUGAGGUUUACACUGGUUGAUGGAACAGGAGCGCUAAAUGCAUACCUUCUUGAUUAUGAAAGGUUUUUCCAAAUUCCUGCAUCUGAAAUCUUAACUAAUGAUUUUCUUCAGCAAAAGAUGGAGAUGACCAUGAAUACACUCUGUCCUCCAGGAAGAAAAUUAGAUGACUUGCCGUGGUUGGAAUGCUUCAUCAAGUCCUAUAAUGUCAGAGAUGCAAUGAAACAACAAGUUCAUUACCAAAUUUUUGACACUACAGUUGCUGAAGAUGUCGUGUAG